This is a messenger RNA of Penicillium taxi, 918 nucleotides long. RefSeq lists its product as uncharacterized. The transcript has a single exon. The record is from RefSeq and is a predicted model, not a curated record. Lineage: Eukaryota; Fungi; Ascomycota; Eurotiomycetes; Eurotiales; Aspergillaceae. The coding region runs from base 1 to 918 and encodes 305 amino acids.
AUGUCAUAUUCAGGAUCUCAUGUCACGUCUCAGUCGUCCCCCCGGACGAGUCAAGUCUCGGAGUCUAACCGCCAAAAGCAAAGUGCCGUGACGAUCGUCGGCUCUUCCUCGCCACGACCAGGCCUCUCGAGCGGGUCGGCCUCUAUGUCGAUCUCAUCGGUGGAGACAUCUGACAUGGACGGGUUUCAUGUCGUAGAUGGAACGAAGCUGCCUGUAAUCACCAUAAAUGGAGAUAGCGAUGGCGAUGGCGUUGAGGUUAGCGUAAGCGCUGCAGCUGUAUCAUCACGCGCUUCAUCACACGCUUCAUCAUGGAGUUCCGUUGCGCCGACAUCUUCAGUGCACUCACUAGAAAGUCUCAGUUCUCCUUAUGCAUGUUUGUUCCACAUGCUAGACUGCCACGAGUCCUUCGACGAAGUCGCGCACUGGAACACUCACGUUCUAGCUCAUUUCCAGAAACACCCGCCGCCCCGAAUGGCGCGGUGUCCACUGUGUCCGGACACAAAGUUUGUUGACGACGACGACGGCGACAGCGAAGACAGCGAUACCUACAGUCGGACCUCAUCGCCGACAGACAUGCCCUCACUACCACCAUCUCACGAGGACACACGCAGUAUAGCGGCAACAGCUUGGAACAGACUGCUCAACCACGUCGCAACAGACCACUUUCAACACGGCCACACGCUAGCAGGUAGUCGAACAGACUUCGAGCUAAUGCGCUAUCUGUACGGGUGUCGGAUAAUCUCAGACGCCCAGUUCAAGGCUAUGCAGCUUGCGCCAGCGCCGUCUAGCCCUGCUUAUCACCAUUCGCAGGAUGGUGUGCGUGCUAGUAUAGGCUCGGCGGAUGAGCCAUAUUGCGCGCCGUAUAGCCGUCGGCGAGAAGAAAGGAUGAGGGGGCAGGGUGGAGCUAGUGUUUGCUGA